ACAUGGUAGGAAGUGAAGCACGAAUAUUGUUAUGUGAUUCUUGUUAUUUUUACGUUUCUAGCGGCGCCCGGUUAUCACGGUUAUCAUUAGUUUUUGCAAUACAGUGAUGAAUAUUUGAAAAGCGAAUUUUUGACUUGCAAUAAAAUGCUACGCAUCAUUGUUUCGACGGCUAUCCGUCAACUUGCGUGCACACAAUCAUUUACUAGAUUGGCAGCGAAACCAACUUCCGGUGUUUCCUCGUUAGCCAGCAAAUUCUCGACUUUCUUUCAAACGGGUUUCCAUCCAACUUUGAACCCACGAAGCCUCCGCUUUGGUUCAGUGCCAGCUAACCCAGUCACUCUGAAUGUGGCAACCGUGGGUGGACCCAUCUGCCUACAGCAGCCAUGUCGUACGGUUACCAAGUUUUCGAUGCGUAAAGGCAAGAGGAAGACUGUGAAAGCGGUGAUCAAGCGUUUCAAACGAUUAGAGUGGGGUGGAUGGAUAAGGACACGAGCCGGGCGGCAUAAGCAUAUGUGGAAGAAGUCAGCAGCUCGUAAGCGACGUCUGCGACAACACGUGCUUGUGAACUCCCAACAGGCCACGCUGCUGGAUAAAAUGGUAACUAAGUACUGGAAGCGCCCGCGGCAUUAUAUUAAUGACCCUUAUACGCCGUAUCACACCCGGGAGGAAUUGCGCGAAACUAGGAGAAAACCGUUGCGCUAUUAAAAACGCUAAUAAAAGUAGUCACUGAACGUUGAUAAAUUUAAUAAAAAUUUAUUGACAAACUUAA
Wyeomyia smithii (pitcher-plant mosquito) is the source of this 769-nucleotide messenger RNA. It is a transcript of the gene mRpL35, whose product is annotated as 39S ribosomal protein L35, mitochondrial. Gene Ontology annotation, molecular function: structural constituent of ribosome. The record is from RefSeq and is a predicted model, not a curated record. Bases 145 to 705 code for a protein of 186 amino acids. Gene Ontology annotation, cellular component: ribosome; mitochondrion. The transcript has 2 exons. Lineage: Eukaryota; Metazoa; Arthropoda; Insecta; Diptera; Culicidae. Gene Ontology annotation, biological process: translation.